Xylaria bambusicola is the source of this 3057-nucleotide messenger RNA. RefSeq lists its product as uncharacterized. The record is from RefSeq and is a predicted model, not a curated record. Bases 249 to 2900 code for a protein of 883 amino acids. NCBI's taxonomy places the organism in Eukaryota, Fungi, Ascomycota, Sordariomycetes, Xylariales, Xylariaceae. The transcript is spliced from 2 exons.
CACCAAGGUUGUUGCUGCUGCAGACCCCGCAGGUUCUGAAACUCGUCUAGACCGCCUUCAAACUCACCUAACCCAGGCCAUGAACACAUUCAAUUGAACCCUCCGCAAACGCAGAUACAAACGCAGACGACGGGACAGGAAAACCAUCUAUCCCUACUGGUAACACUCAUCUCAAACGAAUAUAUGGGCAUGCUUUCUCGCCUGCUGUCUACAUCUCAGUCCAUCUCCUCUCUUGGCCAUCCCCAAUCAUGCUGCCUUACUCGCUUUACAGCGUGUACCGGCAGUACAAGCUAGACACAGAUGCCAUCGCUUCUUGGCUCGCUACUACAGCCCAAGCUAAUGGCUACCCGCAAGAGCUACUUCAACCUGGCGGUAAUGAUCCGCACAACAAGAAGACACAGGCACCGUCGCGCCGUCUCAAGGGCAAGGCACGACUACAAGCAGUGCGUGAGUAUCGGCAGAAUGUAGCCGCAGACAAAACCAGACAUGCCCAGAAGAAGUACACGAUUGCCGUCAAGGACUUCGUCGCCCUUGCCAACUUCAUUUCUGAGAAGCGGGCGAAAGUCGGCAAGGUGCCGGCAUCCUUUGUGAAGACCUUAGACCGCGUCAUCCGGGCGCGACGGGGCUUUGGGGACCAGAUUGCCGACCAAGGCGAGGUCACGGGCGACGACGCUGCUCCCGACAGCACCCACAUGUACUUCGUCGGUGUUCUCGAGAAGGUCCGCGACGUCAUGAAGCCGCUCUUCCCCUCUCAAGCUUCUUCUAAAAAGCAGGCGCCGCAGGCGUCAGCAGACGAGGAGGAGACCGAGGAUGCCUUCUCCAACCGCUUCGCCGGAUUGUCUGUUUACGAGCCAUCCGAGGCCUUCCUCAACAUGCCCGACGUAGAGCGACCACAGCCUUCCAAGACUGCCGGGAACGACGAGCUUGAAGCCACUUAUGAGGCCGAGAGGCUCAACGCCUUCGAGGAUGUCAUAUUCGCUUUGACCGCCUUGAUGAACGACUUGAAUCGCUUCCGGGAACGUAUCAAGUGGAUCUGGACCGCCUAUGGCCAAGGCCUCUUCGACCUCUGUGCGGUCGCCAUUGCAACCAACACGGCAAUCGAUCUAGCGCGCAAUCUCAUGGACGAAAUCACGCCGGAUCUGGAUGCGCACGGCGGUGCAUGGAAUAUGCUACAGAAGUUCCACAUGUUGCAAUGCAUGAUGGAAGGGCACGGCCCGGAAGCUAUGUUCGAUAACGAGGGGUCGACGGACAAUUUCAAUUACAAGCUGUACGAUGCCGGGAUCGGCCAGUUCCUCCAGGUCUACAACAUGGUCGAUGCCUUUUCCCGCGUCAUCGAGCCAAACCAGCUGCCCAUCUAUAAGGAGGGCAUGUUCGGCAUCUACGACCCUAAAAGUAACCGCAAUGCCAAGUCGGGGUACGAGAAAUUCCACGAGGACCGCGCGCUCCUCAUGCCCUUCUUUACCGAGCUCACGACCGUCUGCGUUAGCGUCACAGACUAUCCCGUCGAGGAUGAAUUCCUGCGGGGCAUGGCGGAGAUGCGGAAGACGAGACAGACGCCGUUUCCCAUGGUCUUUGCCGCACAGGUAUUCCUCGACAUCCACCACGUGCUACGAGAAGACGUUUCACGGGCCUUCGACGCUUUCCAGUCUGGCGUGACGGUGCUUCGCGACGAGAUCCAAGCACACCUCGACUUCCACAAGACUCUCAAGACCGAUACGUGGCCGCGGUCCAAUGACCAAUACAUGGCCAACAUCAUCACCGAUAUCCGCACCAUUCUCAGAGAUCCUGUGUAUCGAGCCAAAGAGAGAUACUAUCGUCGCAUGAACUAUGCGGUGCCAGACUCGGUAGAGCCCAACCGGAUCCUGCGCAUGUCGCCAGUGUUGUCGGGCCUGGUGCUCUUCAAGUACCGCGCCGAGGUACGCGACAUUGCGUUCACUGUGGUCAACGCAUGGGGCUCCGUCACGUACACUGCGCAUCUUUUCAACGCCCUAUCUAGCGAGAAGUUGUUGUCAGGCGACAACGACGACGCGAACGCUCGGCCGCCAUGGCCUGAUAUGACUGUUCUUCGCAGUUUGAUGUUGGAAGACGAGCAGAUCUUCGUGGGCGGCGCACCGAGCAAUGCCGACGAAUACUUCACGAGGUUCUGCUUGCAAAUGGGCACGACAGUGAACGCCUUUACCAGACGCAAAGAAAAGCGGAAGGGGCCAUUGGCGUCCAAGGCUGGGCCCAGAGGAAUCAAGCCCGAAACCCUUUGCCCUGUCACCUCGAUGUUUAUCGAUCGCUACGUUCGGAAGACGGGACAGCUAAACUGGACGGCAGAGUACGUCGAGCGGGUAAUAGAAGCGAGCCAAUGGGAAGCCGAGGGCAGCGAAGAGGACCAUACUCUGACGAUGGGCAAACUGACCAAGGAAGAGCUAGCCCAGAAGAAGGCGCAAGAGAAACAGGAAGGAAAAGAGAAAGGCAAAAACCCCGCUGCAAAGCCAGCCCGUCUGACUCCCGAAGAGCUCAUACGCUCCCUCACACUGGCUCUCCAAACCGAAUCGUCCGAAUUCGCAUUCCCGCUGCUCACAAUGCACCACAGUUGCUGGCGUCUGCUCCGCGCCGUCAAACAGCAGUGCGACGAGGUCCUCCGAGAACUGUUCACCCCCGCGUACCUUGAGCGCGAGACGGAGCUUCCGUUCGUCGUCGGCUGGAUCUUCAUGGCGGCCGCUACGUCCGAGAGUCUGCCCGACAAGCGUCCGAUGCUCGAGGCCGCGAAGGCGGUGAUGCGGGAAGUUGUACUGGGCGACGAGGGCACUGCGGCUAUUCGUUGCCUCGGCGAGCUCGGAUUUCCAAUCGAGUUUGAACCCGACGAGGAGUGUUUCUCGUCGUGGAAGGAAAAUAGACAUGCGUCGACGUAAUUAGUCAGGUGUUAUUCUAGUGUCUUAGGUCUUGCCUUGAUUAGGUAGCUUACUGUUGAGAGUCUACAUGUACAGAGCGAUACCAACUAACCGCAACUGACGGUGUUAUUAGUAGCUAGUAAUAUUUAAUCAAAUAAUGAACCAGGUUCUCCGGUAA